Messenger RNA from Talpa occidentalis (Iberian mole), 7119 nucleotides. RefSeq names its product centrosomal protein 170 (gene CEP170). The record is from RefSeq and is a predicted model, not a curated record. Gene Ontology annotation, molecular function: protein binding. Gene Ontology annotation, cellular component: centriole. The transcript is spliced from 20 exons. The coding region runs from base 333 to 5105 and encodes 1590 amino acids. Lineage: Eukaryota; Metazoa; Chordata; Mammalia; Eulipotyphla; Talpidae.
UUGGGACUGGGACGGAGGAGGGGGAUAAGGCCCGGCUCCUCGCCCUUUUCCCAGGCGCCUGCGCACUGGGCGGCCGCUCUUUGCCGUUACCGCUAUGUGUAGGGCGUGUGUGGAAUAACGUUAUUGCCCAGCGGAGCUGAGGGUUCCGGGAGCGCGGCCGCGUCGGCGGCGACGACGAUCCCAGCGGCGACUACGACAGCGGGGUGGCGGUGGGGGAUGACGGCGUGCUAGGGACUCGCGGGACGUGACGCGCCCCGCCCCCCCCGUCCUGCUCCCUCUCAGCCGUGAGGGGAUGAUGUAACUUUGCCAAAGACUUAGAAGCGAAGCAGAAAAUGAGCUUAACAUCUUGGUUUUUGGUGAGCAGUGGAGGCACUCGCCACAGGCUGCCACGAGAAAUGAUUUUUGUUGGAAGAGAUGACUGUGAGCUCAUGUUGCAGUCUCGUAGUGUGGAUAAGCAACAUGCUGUAAUCAAUUAUGAUGCCUCUACAGAUGAACAUUUGGUGAAAGAUUUGGGCAGUUUAAAUGGGACUUUUGUGAAUGAUGUAAGGAUCCCAGAACAGACUUAUAUAACAUUGAAACUUGAAGAUAAGCUGAGAUUUGGAUAUGAUACAAAUCUUUUUACUGUAGUUCGAGGAGAAAUGAGAGUCCCUGAAGAAGCUCUAAAGCAUGAGAAGUUUACCAUCCAACUGCAGCUGUCCCAAAAAUCUUCAGAAUCAGAACUAGCAAAAUCUGCAUGUGCCAAAAGCAUAGAUUCAAAGAUAGUCGAUACGACAACAGAAGUGCCGCACAAAGCUACUGAAUCGCUGAAAUCUGAGGAAAAAAGUAUGGAUGUUUCUGCAGUGCCUCGUGGUACACCUUUAUAUGGGCAGCCAUCAUGGUGGGGGGAUGAUGAAGUUGAUGACCAACGAGCUUUCAAGUCAAAUGGGAAAUAUGAAGGAAAAAAUCAUGAAACUGGAACAUCAGGAUGCAGCAUAGAUGCCAAGCAAGCUGAGGAACAGUCUGCAGCUACAAAUGAAGAAGUACUUUUUCCUUUCUGUAGGGAACCAAGUUAUUUUGAAAUCCCUACAAAAGAAUUUCAGCAACCAUCACAAAUAACAGAGAGCACUAUUCAUGAAAUCCCAACAAAAGACACACCAAGUUCACAUACAACAGGUGCAGGGCAUGCUUCAUUUACCAUUGAAUUUGAUGAUAGUACCCCAGGGAAGGUAACUAUUAGAGACCAUGUGACAAAAUUUACUUCUGAUCAGCGCCACAAGUCAAAGAAGUCUUCUGGAACUCAAGACCUGCCAGGGAUUCAAACAGGAAUGAUGGCACCAGAAAACAAAGUAGCUGACUGGCUAGCACAGAACAACCCUCCUCAAAUGGUAUGGGAAAGAACAGAAGAGGAUUCCAAAAGUAUUAAAAGUGAUGUUCCAGUUUACUUGAAAAGGUUGAAAGGAAAUAAACAUGACGACGGUACACAGAGUGAUUCAGAAAAUGCUGGGACUCACAGGCGCUGUAGCAAACGUGCAACUCUUGAGGAACACUUAAGACGUCACCAUUCAGAACAGAAAAAGCUUCACAAGGUCCAGGCUGCUGAAAGACAUCAAGACCAAGCUGUUACUAGCUCUGCGCAUCACAGAGGGGGGCAUGGUGUUCCACAUGGGAAAUUGCUAAAACAGAAAUCAGAGGAGCCAUCGGUGUCAAUUCCCUUCCUACAAACUGCAUUAUUAAGAAGUUCAGGGAGUCUUGGGCACAGACCAAGCCAGGAGAUGGAUAAAAUGUUAAAAAAUCAAGCUACUUCUGCUACUUCUGAAAAGGAUAAUGAUGAUGACCAAAGUGACAAGGGUACUUAUACCAUUGAGUUAGAGAAUCCCAACAGUGAGGAAGUGGAAGCAAGAAAAAUGAUUGACAAGGUAUUUGGAGUAGAUGACAAUCAGGAUUAUAAUAGACCUAUUAUCAAUGAAAAACAUAAAGAUCUGAUAAAAGAUUGGACUCUCAAUUCUGCUACAGAAGGAAUGGAAGGAAGAAAAUCACUGACUAUAUCUGGAUUUCACAGUUUAGAGGAAGGUACAUCUUCAUCUGGAAACAAACGUUGGGUUUCACAGUGGGCUAGUUUGGCUGCUAAUCACACAAAGCAUGAUCAAGAAGAAAGGAUAAUGGAAUUGUCUGUAACCGUUCCCUUAGAGAAUGAUGCAGAUAUCAGUGAAUCUGGCAUUUCAGUGAGAAGUACUGGCUCAACAACUUCUCUGGCUAGUCAGAGUGAGAGAAGGAGGAGAACCCUUCCCCAGCUUCCAAAUGAAGAAAAAUCUCUUGAGAGCUUCAGAGCAAAGGUUCUUACACAGAGGUCAGAGAUAGGAGAAAAACAGGAUACAGAACUUCAGGAGAAAGAAGCACCUACACAGGCAUACCAAAAAGAGACCCAAGAUGCUGACAGAUCACUGAAUAAAGUGAACAGGGCAGUGAAUGGUGAGGCUUCCAAAACUGGAGUAGAUAAUAAAACCCAGCUUAAUUUAGGCAGUUCUGAAAAGGAGAAAAAUGACACUGAUAAGGAAGCUUCUUUGGUAAAGCAAGCAUUAACUAAACUUCAGCAAGAACAGAAGGAGCAAGCGCAAUGGACACCUACUAAAUUAUCUUCUUCAAAAAAUAUUGCAGGUCAGAUAGAUAAAUGUAGGGAGGAAUCUUUUAAACAAGAGUCACAACCACAAGAAAAAACUUCAGGACAUUCAACAAGUAAAGGAGAAAGGGUAAUACAAAAUGAGAGCAAGCGAAGAAAAGCUGAGGAAAUUCUGAAAAGUCAAACUUCCAAGGUAGGAGACAAGAAAGAAGCUUCCAAGUCAUUAGUGCGACAAGGAAGCUUCACCAUAGAAAAACCUAGCCCAAACAUACCCAUAGAACUUAUUCCUCAUAUAAAUAAGCAGACUUCUUCUACACCUGCUUCAUUAGCAUUAGCAUCUGCCAGCAGACUACGAGAAAGAAGUGACUCCAUGGAUACUGAUUCUAGUAUGGACACAACUCUCAUUCUAAAAGAUACUGAAGCAGUAAUGGCUUUCUUAGAAGCUAAGCUGCGUGAAGAUAAUAAAACUGAUGAAGGCCCAGAUACUCCCAGCUAUAAUAGAGACAACUCCAUUUCACCGGAAUCUGACGUGGAUACAGCUAGUACAAUUAGUCUCGUUACUGGGGAGACUGAAAGAAAGUCAACCCAAAAGCGAAAAAGUUUCACUACUCUCUAUAAAGAUAGGUGUUCCACAGGUUCUCCUUCCAAAGAUGUCACAAAAUCAUCCUCUUCAGGUGCUAGGGAGAAAAUAGAAAAGAAAACAAAAAGUCGUUCCACAGAUAUAGGGUCAAGGGCAGAUGGUCGUAAAUUUGUGCAAUCUGGUGGAAGAAUAAGACAGCCUUCAGUAGAUUUAACAGAUGAUGACCAAACCUCUAGUGUACCUCAUUCUGCUAUCUCUGAUAUUAUGUCAUCUGAUCAGGAAGCAUACUCUUCUAAAUCUCAUGGAAGAACUCCACUUACCUCAACUGAUGAGCAUGCACAUUCUAAACUGGAAGGAAGUAAAACAACUAAAUCUAAGACUUCUCCUGUAGCACCUGGUUCAUCCAGUAAAUCAACCACUCUUCCAAGGCCACGACCUACCAGGACUUCACUCUUGCGUAGAGCACGACUUGGUGAAGCUUCAGACAGUGAACUCGCUGAUGCUGACAAAGCAUCUGUUGCUUCUGAAGUCUCCACAACAAGUUCCACAUCAAAACCUCCCACAGGAAGGCGUAAUAUCUCUAGGAUUGAUUUAUUGGCUCAGCCUCGUAGAACAAGACUUGGCUCAUUAUCAGCUCGCAGUGACUCUGAAGCAACAAUCUCUAGAAGUAGUGCCUCUUCACGAAAUGCAGAAGCCAUAAUUAGAAGUGGAGCCAGAUUAGUACCUUCAGAUAAAUUUACUCCUAGGCUUAGAGCUAACAGUAUCUCUCGACUAUCAGACUCCAAGGUCAAAAGUAUGACCUCAGCACAUGGCUCUCCAGUAAAUUCAAGAUGGAGGCGCUUUCCUACUGAUUAUGCUUCCACCUCAGAAGAUGAAUUUGGAUCAAACCGUAAUUCCCCUAAACAUACUCGUCUACGUACUUCUCCAGCCCUGAAAACGACUCGAUUGCAGAGCUCUGGGUCAGCAAUGCCUACUAGUUCUUCAUUCAAGCACCGGAUAAAAGAGCAGGAAGACUACAUCCGAGAUUGGACAGCUCAUCGAGAAGAGAUAGCCAGGAUCAGCCAAGAUCUUGCACUCAUUGCUCGGGAAAUCAACGAUGUAGCAGGAGAGAUAGAUUCAGUGACUUCAUCAGGCACUGCCCCUAGUACCACAGUAAGCACUGCUGCCACCACCCCUGGCUCUGCCAUAGACACUAGAGAAGAGGUAGGAGAUCUUCAUGGAGAAAUGCAUAAGUUGGUUGAUCGUGUUUUUGAUGAAAGCCUCAACUUCCGAAAGAUCCCUCCAUUAGUUCAUUCUAAAACACCAGAAGGAAACAACUGUCACUCUAAUGAUUUAAGGCCUCAAUCAACAGAGCCUCCUGAUCACUUAACAAUUACAAGACGGAGAACAUGGAGCAGGGAUGAAGUCAUGGGAGAUAAUCUGCUGCUGUCAUCCGUUUUUCAGUUCUCUAAGAAGAUAAGACAGUCUAUAGAUAAAACAGCUGGAAAAAUCAGAAUAUUAUUUAAAGACAAAGAUCGGAAUUGGGAUGAAAUAGAAAGCAAGUUAAGAGCUGAAAGUGAAGUCCCUAUUGUGAAAACCUCAAGCAUGGAGAUUUCUUCUAUCUUACAAGAGCUGAAAAGAGUUGAAAAGCAGCUACAAGCAAUCAAUGCUAUGAUUGACCCCGAUGGAACCUUGGAGGCUCUGAACAACAUGGGAUUUCCCAGUGCCAUCUUGCCAUCUCCACCAAAACAGAAAACCAGUCCUGUGAAUAACCACAGCAGCCCGGGUCAGACACCAACACUUUGCCAACCAGAAGCUAGGGGUCUUCAUCCUGCUGCUACCUCAGCCUCAGCUGAAUUUGAGAAUACCGAAUCUGAGGCUGAUUUCAGUAUACAUUUUAAUAGGUUCAACCCUGAAGGGGAAGAGGAAGAUGUUACAGUACAUGAAUGACUUUCUUUUUUGAUUGUUAGAAAAUAAUUACCUGUGGAAUAACUAGGAAUAUUGGAAGCAGCAUAGUGUUGACUUACACAAAAUAAGACAGCUUGGUCAACUACAAUCUUGUUAUCUCUGUCAUCUUAAUUUAUUUAUUUUUUACCUAUAAUGUGGUGUCAUACUAAUCCUUUUAAGCCAUUUAGAUAACCACUUAUUGCACAUAUAGGAAAAAGCAUAUUGUGGCAGUCACUUUUUGUGGUUUUUAGAUUUUCAAAUAGAAAUAUACGGUUACAUCCUUUCCCUUCAUAGAUCUUCUUUUUUCUUCUUUCUUUAAGCCACGCUGUGACCUACAAGCAAACUAAAUACCCAAUAUUUCUGACCCCCAUGUCUCCUGUGCCAAGCUGCUCCCUGAAGUGGACUUCAUCUGUACAGAUUUGUUAAACACUUAUUUGCUUCUUAACAGUAGGAUUUAUUACCAUUGGAUACAAUUGCAUAUGACUCCCCACAGUCAAACUGACCUUUCAAAACAGUCAUUCUUAUGUUAUAAAAUUUUGCAGCACAUAUUUGAUUUAUAUAACUUUGUUGCUACAUAAAUUAAAUUGUCUUGGGAUUUACAGAGAUGAACUAUUAUGUUUGCACUAACAUUUGCUGGGAGUAAGUAGGUGGACAUAUCUAUAUAUGAAUAAGGACUAACCAUCUUUUUGUACAUAGGAGAUUCAUAAUACUGUAUUUGUUUUAACUCUACAAUGUCUUACUCCACUUUCAAAAAAAGAUCAAUUUGGCACUUUUUUCAAUUUUUUUUAAUGGAAGUAAGAUUUUUGUCUCUCAUUUUAGGAUAAAUGAUAACUAGAAUGAUUAGACAGAUAGUUUAGGUGGAGUAUAUUUUUAAACCUACAAACAUGUAUAUUGGUCCUGUGUUACUGAGUUUAUAUGUGACAGUUUAAAAUUUUUUUCUCUUGAUAUGAUCAUGAAGUUAAAAUUUUCUUCAUUAGGCAAUUUGGAGAACUAGUAGUCAUAAGAUUAGUUGAUAGUUUCACUCCCAAGCAAUGAAUUGCUUCUGUGUAUUUCCCUGUAGGACCCAAUAGUAAAUCCUCUCUGUCUUUUACAUUUAUAAGGACCCUACAAGACUACAGUGGUUUUGGGCAUACACUGCUAAACAGGAAGCCUAUGAAAAAAAAUCUUCUCUAAACUUGUUUUUUCUCUUUCCAAUAAGUUCACAUUUGGGUAAGUUUUAAAAGAAAGUAAUUAUCUUUGUGUUUCCAGAACACUAUAAUUUGGGUGACUAUUAAUUCAGUUAAAUAUUCGUAGUAGACUCAGAUUUUCCCCAUGACCCCAUCUGUCUAUAAAGGUUAAAACUGAAACUUUUGCAACUUCUAUGAAACAAUCUUUAAUAUUUCAGCAAUAAUCCUAUACUACAUUUGUUUUAAGAAACUAACUCUGCACACUUAAAAACUUUACAGGAUUUUUAAAAUUCUGUAUGGUUGGGCCAGUUAAAAAAGAUGCAAGAAAAAAAAUUUUUAGAGAUAUAAAAACAAACGCCUGUUGUAUAAUGGAGCUCAUAUUUUUCUUUAAAUUAGAAAAAUGGCAAAUGAACUAUACUCCUUAUAAAACUCAAUUCCCCUUUCUAUCUAAUAAUAAAGGAAGAUUAAAAAAGGUUUUAAAAAAUAUGAAUGGACAGAUAAAUGCUUUGAAGGAAUAAAUGAAAUAUUAAAACAGGGUCAAUCCAUUUGAAGAAAAAGUAGAACAAAAUAAUCACCAUUGUUCCCUCUUUUACUAAUGUUUGGGUACUGAUUAUAUCCACAUGGGGUAGAGAGUGAAGUUUGUUUAGGAACAUGUUAGCAUCUACUCUGCUUACAUUAUCGCUUAAUUGUUUACACAGUUUUGUUUAAUUAUAAACAUUUGGCCUUUUACUAUGUUGUCUUUAUUUUGUAUGAAUACAUUAUUCUCCUUAUUUAUUUUUGUUACAUUUAUUACUUAUUUUGUUAUGCAUUUACACAACUCCAUUUUUAAAUAAAGUGUUUCUGGAACUUUA